Molecule: messenger RNA, 717 nt
Organism: Necator americanus (New World hookworm)
Lineage: Eukaryota; Metazoa; Nematoda; Chromadorea; Rhabditida; Ancylostomatidae
Exons: 1
Coding region: 1-717 (238 amino acids)
Source: RefSeq, a predicted model, not a curated record
AUGGGAACUCGCAAUACCAGAAGCCCUCCUCUCUACGCUGGACGUGGGAGUCACCCGGUGGAGGGUACCGUAAUGGACCACAUCAUCGUCAAUAAAAGGUUCUGCCUGACGGACGUGGUUGUCGUACCAAAAUUCUAUAUGGGAUCGGACCAUCGCCUCCUUCGAGCAAGAUUUUUCUUCACAAGGAGAGCAGAGAAAGCCGCCACGUUCAGAGAGAGAGAGAGAGAUCCCCAGACUAUCAUCAACUGGGAUCUCUUCGCUACGCUAGCCGGCUUUUGGGAAGAUUCCGUAAUGGACAACAUCGACGAGGAAUCUGACCGGCUCGUUGAACACCUUCACGACUGCGCGAAGAAGGCUGAAAGUUUUAAAACCACCAAGAGACGCCUGUCUCUUGAAACUCUUGAGCUGAUACGCCUGCGUGGAGCAGCACGAGCCGCAGGGAACCAAGAACUCACGUCCGAGCUCGCAAAGCUUUGCAGAGAUGCGAUAAAGGAAGACCUUAAAGAGAGAAGAGCAGAAGUGCUGGUGGAUGCUGCAGAGGCGGUAAAAAGCAUCCGCUAUGCCUGUCGAGACAUCGCCAGUCGCAAGACAAAGAUGACUAUUCUCCGGAACCCGAAGGGACAACCAUUGCACCGAGAAGGGAAAUGGAGAAAAUCAUCUGCAGUUUCUACUCUGAUUUCUUCGACAACCAUGUCCACUUGUCUCCUCACCAUCUGA